AUGCGCUCAUUGGCUAUCAAUCGCUAUGCUUUGCCGUCUACAGCAUGUGUUUACUUGGCAGCCGGUGAUGCUGAAGGUGAGAAUGAGAGCGAUUUAUUUGUCUGCGUUGGUAUCACUGCCAUGCUUCCGUGUCCGAUUGAUAUGGCGCACAAGAAACCCAUCGAAUUGUGCUCUUUCCGGUCCCUCCAUAAUUCAGAAAGUCUUAUUAACUUGAUACCCACUUUUCUGCCUCCAUUCAUCACUUCAUUCAUCCAAAUGUUUCUUCCUUUCUUCCUUUCACCACACAGCGAUAUCCAAGUGAACAACGUUGCACGACUUUUCUUCACGUCAUUAAGGGCUUGUGCUUCAAUGAACGUGGACGUGCAGGUCUACAUGCUGAUGCUUAGUCCAAUGUCGUCCACCUAA
This is a messenger RNA of Echinococcus granulosus, 405 nucleotides long. RefSeq lists its product as hypothetical. Bases 1 to 405 code for a protein of 134 amino acids. The record is from RefSeq and is a predicted model, not a curated record. The transcript has 2 exons. Lineage: Eukaryota; Metazoa; Platyhelminthes; Cestoda; Cyclophyllidea; Taeniidae.